CCCGCAGUCUAUCUCACGACUAAUAUUACAAAAUCAUAAAAUUCUUGGCCCUUGACCAGAUAAAGAUGCCUUUCGAUACUCUCUCAGAAUCCCAAUUCCAUCAUAUCCCUCACCUGGAAGGAGGCCCGCCAGAGGUGUAUUUUGUGGACAGAUUUGGAACGCCUAAGGGCCCGAACACAGAGAACCCUUUGACUGGUUCCAUGUUCCUUCUGGAAUACGCAGAAGUUUUUAACCCACCCCCCAAGUACAUGUACGAUGAAUCGGGCGUCGUCAUCAAAGGCCAGCUGAUCAUCACCGAUGAAUCUGGAAAGACUGCAACUUGCAACCCUGGAGAUACGUUCUUCAUUCACCGUGGGAGUACCAUAACUUUCAGCACGCCCAAAUUUGCCGUCGCUUACAAGGUGGCUGCACGUUGGAAGGAUGCUCAUUGAUUAGUAGUACCAAAGUGCCUCAAUUGGCAGAUAAUAAAACAAGAAUUUAUCUCUGC
Molecule: messenger RNA, 487 nt
Organism: Cucurbitaria berberidis CBS 394.84
Lineage: Eukaryota; Fungi; Ascomycota; Dothideomycetes; Pleosporales; Cucurbitariaceae
Product: ethanolamine utilization protein
Exons: 3
Coding region: 66-431 (121 amino acids)
Source: RefSeq, a predicted model, not a curated record